AUGAGCGAUAUCAACGAAACGAUUAAAUCGUUCAGACAGCGUGAAAAGGUGGUAGUGAUGUACUCCAGAAUGGAGAAGCUGGCCAAGAUCUCGAACUAUAUGCCGUGUCGGAUGUUACGAUGUGUCUGCCAUGGAUGGAUUUGUGAUGAGAAAACUAAAAAAGCAUGGAUGAAUUCUCAUUGUGCUAAUGAAGAUUGUAAACAUGAAUUAUAUGACCAUGUCUCACAUUUGGUAAAUGCUUCGGAGAAUAUGUUAAAUGCUUUGAUAAGAUUAAUAAAUGAUUUUGAAAACAUAAGAGACGAAAUAGAAUAUCUAUCAAUGUUGCCUACUGAUGAUGAAAGAGAUUUUUUACUAAAGAAAUGUAAAGAUUUCAUAUAUCAUGAAAUAAAGAAUUUUAUUAGUCCUGAUUCUUUAAUUUCAUACAAAGAUUCAAUUGAAACACCGCCAUUCGAGUCUCCAACUAUAGUUGAGAUUUUAAAGAACUUUUGCUUGUAUAAGUUCUUACCUAAUCUCUAUCAUUUAAAAGUUGCAUUUAAAAUCACUAAAAUUAUCUUGAAAAAUUUUGAUCAAUGGAUAUGGUAUAUGCCUGAGGAGCUUCUAUAUUUUAAUAAAUUACAAUACAACAACAGUUAUGACUAUUAUUAUCAGAGGUACAGACAGAAUUGUCUUACACUUAAUGCUGUUCAAUCAAUAGUGAAACCAAGUUAUACAAGCAGUAUGAUAUUUGGACAGGAUGUUUUAAGAUACACUCUAAAAGUAUUUAGAAUAUCUUUCACCAAGUGGUGUCUGAAUGAAUCUGAAAAUUGUAGCUUCAGUAAAAAAUGCUUAUUCAUCAAAAUUUUGCCAAAGUUUUUGGAUUUACUAGAACAAGAAGUGUAUACUGUCGAUUCACCAAUAUGGAACCUAAAUUAUAUGAAUACCUCUUUACCAAAAAGAGUGUUAGAUAAUUUAAACUCAAAAUUAAAUGAAUUGAUCCAAAAUCAAUUAAAUGCAGCUAUAAUGAAUUCCAAAAAACAGGGAAGAAUAUACAAAAACCGCUUAAUAGAUGGAGUUGUAUUACAAAUAUCAGAUGAAAAAUAUAAUAACAAUUGUGUAUUAAUGGACAACCUUUUGAAUACGUUUGAAAAUAUUUAUAUUGAUAUUGGUCCCAGCACAUCUUUAAAGGGAUUUAUAACAGACCAGAAUAAAUAUCAAACUCAAGCAAACGGCUUAGGAAUAGAAAUGAUAGUAUUUGAUUGUGAGUCAAAUUUUACAAAAUGUGUGUUAUGCCGCAAAGAGUUAAGAAAUAUGUACCAUACUCGGUUGCCGAGGCUUCCAGAUAUGUAUAUUGCAAGAUUGGAAACAGAUAAACAAAUACAAACAUUGGCUAUGUUGGAAGACGGUGUUCCUGUUGGUGGUAUAUAUUUCUGCACAUUCAACUCUCAAGGUUUUACUGAAAUAAUAUUAUGCAUGUUCAAAGUCGAUUUACAUGUUAAUGGAUAUGAAUCGUGUUUAAUGAAUUAUUUAAAGGACUAUCAUAUUCAACAUAAAAUAUGGAAUUUACUGGUUUAUGCUGAUAAAGAAACAUUUGAAUAUUUUAAAAGUCAAAAGUUUAGUUCAGAAGUGAAAAUCUCAAAGACAAAAUAUAAUAAAUAUAUAACACAUUAUGAAGAUUCCAAGUUGAUGUAUUGCAAUCUAAAGAAGAAGUGAAUAAUAGCUUAAAUUAUUAUAUUAUAUAGGUAGGUGUAGGAAAAUAAUUCUAAUGAAUAAAAUACAUCUCUCCCAAUCAAACUCUCUUUCCCCUUA
Rhopalosiphum maidis (corn leaf aphid) is the source of this 1785-nucleotide messenger RNA. Its product is annotated as histone acetyltransferase KAT2B-like. Gene Ontology annotation, molecular function: histone H3 acetyltransferase activity. Lineage: Eukaryota; Metazoa; Arthropoda; Insecta; Hemiptera; Aphididae. The transcript is spliced from 12 exons. Bases 1 to 1689 code for a protein of 562 amino acids. Gene Ontology annotation, cellular component: histone acetyltransferase complex; nucleus. The record is from RefSeq and is a predicted model, not a curated record. Gene Ontology annotation, biological process: positive regulation of transcription by RNA polymerase II; chromatin remodeling.